AUGCACAGAAUACCUGUUCUUCACACUCAGAUCUCUAGCACAGAGAAUGAAUGCCAGGGCCCACCAAGAGGUGUGUUUGGCUGUUCUUGGGCUGCUGGAAAGAUGGCGACCAGCCUGGUCAAAGUGAACGGGACCGAGGUCUCCGUCGAGGACUCCGGCAAGACCGUGGUGAACAUCAACAUCACCCAGGAGUCUUGGCUGUCCUACCUGGUUGGAGCUGUGUCAGAAGCAAGCCAGAAGUGGAAGGCAGGUAGAAAGAAGUGGAAAGAAGUGGAAAGUGGAAAGAAGGAGCCGGCGCCAGAGACCCCGAAGUUCCCUCCUGGAUCGCCUGCCAAAGCCAAAUGCACCGGGGAGCAGAAAGUGCUGGGGGGGGUCCAGAUCCUGCUUGGAAUCACGUGUCUUGGCCUUGGGGGGCUACUCUGCGUAAUGAGUGACUACGUCCCAGCAAUAGGAUCAGGGGCCCCUUUCUGGAUGGGGGGUCUGUUUGUCGUGUCCGGCUCCGGGUCUGUGCUGAGCGAGAGACGCAGGGGCUGCUGCUGGGUCCUCCUUGCUGCCUUCUUCAACCUGACCAGUGUCGUGGCUGCCUGUGUCGGCUUGGCAUUAGGGGCGGCAGACGUGAGGUAUCUCACGUACACACCCUACUGGGUCGAUCAGCUGUGCGAACGGGGAGACCGCGACCUGUCCUGGAUGGCCACCCAGAUCCCCUCCCACGACUGGAGAGAGGACCAAUGCAAGUACAAGAUGGAGAGCAUGCUGAAAAUUGUUGGCGGCGUCCAGGUCCUGCUGUUGAUUUUCUCCGUGGCUGCCCUGUGUGUCGCCCUCUUCUGCUUUGGAUAUGGCCUCCGUCGUCUGUGCUGCCGCUGGCGGGCUGCCAGUGAGGACUAUGUCGCAAUUCGGGAUCCAGAAGUGCCUCCUCCGUAUGAAGAGCCAGCCAAAGAGGAGGUGGCUGCCUGACAGGGUUGGGCCCCCCCUGUAGUGUGGGACAGCAGCCAGUCCCUGCAUCGCACCUGGCACCUGGCCGUCUCUCCACGCCGGCUGUCCAGAAAGGCUUCCUUCUCGCUGUCCACCUCCGCUACCCGGUGCCUUCUGGGUCGGUCAUUUCAAGUCCCAGCACACGCCUGCGUCUCUCUCCUGACUGGAACGUGCAGCCUCCGCUUUCAGUCAGUUCUUUUCUAGCACACUGAUCGAUUAAAGGGGAUUCUGUGCUGACGUUUUAGAAUCUUCUCAUUCAGAUCUGAAUUGUAACCCCCUUGGGGCAGAGAUCAGCCCCCUUGCGCACUGGCGUCCUGAUGGAAAUAAAAAACACUUAAGUGUC
Messenger RNA from Sphaerodactylus townsendi, 1315 nucleotides. RefSeq names its product transmembrane protein 176A-like. The transcript has 7 exons. The record is from RefSeq and is a predicted model, not a curated record. Gene Ontology annotation, cellular component: membrane. The coding region runs from base 1 to 954 and encodes 317 amino acids. Lineage: Eukaryota; Metazoa; Chordata; Lepidosauria; Squamata; Sphaerodactylidae.